UGUUUUUUCGCCGAUUGAUCGCCAAAAACACCGCUAUCCUCGACAGAUGACACCGAAGGGAUCUGGCGUUGGUCUGCUGCUUUUGCUGCUCUUCUUCUGCGUGAUUUAUCACAUCCCGUUGGCACAAGCAGUUGACGCCUGUGGUGCUGGCGGCGUGUGCACUUGCUCGGUAACCACUGUCAACUGCAUUGACAAGGCUCUCACGGCCAUUCCAAGCGGAAUCCCAAACACCACAACGCAGCUGUACCUGAACAACAACCAGAUCACCAGCAUCCCCACCUCUGCAUUCCCAGGCCUGACUGUGCUGCAAAUCUUGCAGGUGUACGGCAACCAGAUCACCUAUAUUCCCGCAGAUGCAUUCACUGGCCUGACUGCGGUGAUAUCAUUGCAACUGAACAACAACCGUCUCACCGACAUUUCGGCAAACGCAUUCACCGGUCUGUCUGCGCUGAGCCAGUUGUUUCUGAACAACAACCGGCUCAGCAGCGUUCCUGCAGGUGCAUUCGCAGGCUUGCCUGCGCUGAAACAAUUGCAACUGAACAGCAACCGGAUCACCAGCAUUUCUGCAACCCUAUUCACGGGCCUGACUGCGCUGACUUGGCUGCGUUUGGAGUUUAACCAGAUCACCAGCAUUCCUGCCUCUGUAUUCACAGACCUGACUGGGCUGAGUGUUUUAGUUCUGCGAAGCAACAAUAUCACCAGCAUUCCCCCCUACGCAUUCACAGGCCUGACUGCGCUGUCCCAAAUCGAUGUGUCCAUAAACCUGAUCACCAGCAUUCCCGCCUUCGCAUUCGCAGGCCUGACUGCGGCGACCUACCUGGAUCUAUACAUAAACCAGAUCACCAGCAUUUCCGACUCCGCAUUCACGGGCUUGACUGCGCUGACUUUCUUGAAUAUGGAUAACAACCGGUUGACCAGCAUUCUCUCCACUACAUUCGCAGGCCUGACUGCGCUCCAGUACCUGUAUUUGUGGAGCAAUCAGGUCACUUCGAUUGCCCCAAAUACAUUCGCAGGUCUGACUGCGCUGAAUAGCCUGCAACUGUACGACAACCAGAUUACCAGCAUUCCUGCAAACGCAUUCGAUGACCUGAGUGUGCUGAAUACCUUGUCUCUGAACGACAACCUGAUUACCAGCGUUCCCGCCUCUGCAUUCGCAAACCUAACUUCGCUGCAAUACUUGUCUCUGUUCAACAACCGUAUCACCAGCAUCGCAGCCAACGCAUUCGACGACCUGACCGCGCUGGGUUCCUUGCAUCUUCACACCAACCGGAUCACCAACAUUCCCUCCACUGCAUUCGCAAGCCUGAGCGCGCUGACACAACUGCAUCUCUACAACAACUCAAUCACCAGCAUUUCUGCAGGUACAUUCUCAAGUCUGAGUGCGGUGACUUACAUGUAUAUGUACGACAACCAGAUCAGCAGCAUUCCCGCAAACACAUUCACAGGCAUGACUUCGCUGAAGCUGCUCUAUCUGUCCGGCAACCAGAUCACCAGUGUGUCUGCAAACGCGUUCUCAGGCCUGACUGCGCUAACACAAUUAAGUCUUUAUCUGAACCGGAUUACUAGUAUUUCCGCCGCGGCAUUCCCUGGCCUGACUGCGCUCCUCACAUUAUCUCUGUCCGACAACCAGAUCAGCAGCAUUCCCUCAUCUGCAUUUACCGACCUAACUUUGCUAAAGUUCUUGUAUUUGUACAACAACCAGAUUACUAGCAUUGCUGCAAACGCAUUCGUAGGCCUGCCUGCCCUGAGUACCUUACUGCUGCACAACAACACAAUCACCAGCACGUUCGCAACCGCGUUCACAGGUCUCACAACACUGACGACACUGACUCUCAAUGACAAUCCCUUCACCACGUUGCCGCCUGGUCUGUUUAUGGGCUUGCCAAAUAGCAUGUUCUUGUCGUUAAGUUCCAACCAAUUUUCCCAACUCCUGCGCCCUAACAACUUUGCCUCUGGUGGGAACACUGCCGCUCCACCCAGCACAUACGGCAAUGCAUCCCAUCCUUACCCGUGUGAUACAGCCUGUGCCACCUGCUAUGCCUCAGGGAGCGGCUCCUGUUGCGCGACCAAUUGCCUGGCCUGCACUUCGUCCGCCUUGUGCAAUCAAUGCUACGAAGCCUAUGGUUUGCUGGGUGGGUCCUGCGCUCCAUUCGCCUCCGUUGCCUCCGCCGCAUCAGUCGCAUCCACCCAAUCUGCCUCGGUUGCUUCUGUGGCGACAGCUGCGACCAAAGCGUCGAUCGCAUCCAUCGCUUCAGAUGCGUCCACGCAAUCAGCCUCAGCUGCCUCCGUCGCCUCAAUCGCAUCGUCGCAGGCUGCCACGUUUGCCUCGGCUGCUUCUGUUGCUUCAACCGCCUCUGCCUCGAUUGCGUCUCUUGUUUCCGCCACUUCUUCUUUGUCGGCUUCUUUUGCGUCGCUCGCGACUGCAUCUUCGGCGUCCAUUGCCUCACAGGCGUCCGCAUCGGUCGCUUCUGAUGUAUCCGGUACCUCGGCGCUCUCGGCGUCUGCCGCGUCAACCGCAUCGGCAUCUGCGGCGUCUGCUGCAUCCUCCGUUGCAAGCUUCAGCAGCGGUUCCCAAGACUCAUCUCCAGCUGCUGCCAUCGCUGCUGCAGUAGUGGCUGUUGCCGUUGUUGCGAUAAUUGCAGUGGUAUUCAUCGUGUGGCGACGCCGGCGCUCGCAACGUCGCUCAGCCAUGAGACCAAAGGACUCUGCGGGCGCGGUUGAGAUGACAAUCUCUCCUCUGAACCAUUCGACUCGAUCUCACCAAAAGGAGGACUCCUCGGCUUACGCCGCUUUUGGCCAUCAGCAGGCAGAACCGACGGACUCUGCCGGUCCCAUCUAUCACGAGGCGUCAGAACUGACAGGCUCCUCCAUGCCCCAUUCGACGCGAGCUCAUAGAGAGGAGGGCAGCUCAUCAGCUUACGCUACAACCGGUCAAAGGCAGCCAGAACCUUUGUACCAAGCCAUCUCGACGGCCUCUCCUGAGGUGAUUUACGACUACGCAAGCGCCUAUGUUGCCGGCAGCAAUUCUCGUCGUGUUCGUGAUGGCUUGACGAUCGUGAAGCACCUUGCCAGUGGUAAUUUCGGCGAUGUCGCACUGGGUCAGGUGCCGCUCAGCGUGUUGCCCCAACGAGCACAAAAUUUGCUUGGACCUGCAGCAUCCGAAACAGUGCAAGUUGCAGUCAAGUCGCUCAAGUCUGAUGCAGACGAGAAAUCCCGCAAGGACUUUGAGAGCGAGGCGAAACUGAUGGCUCCGUUCGUGCACCCUAAUGUCGUGCGCCUUCUUGCCGCUCUUGUAGAGUCAGAGCCCCAUCUCGUUCUGUUGGAGUUUGUGCAGUACGGCGACUUGCGCACCCUGCUGCAAAAGUCCAAGGUCCACUCGCUUUGGUGGACUCAGAACGAGCAGAUCCAUGCUAUUCGCCAGAUUGCACUCGGGAUGGAGUAUCUGGGUACGCUCCACUUUGUGCACCGUGAUCUCGCCGCGCGUAACUGCCUUGUGGGGCAAGGAAUGGUGGUCAAGAUUGCCGACUUUGGACUUUCUCGCGAGCUGACCGACGAGAACGAUUACUAUCGCAUGGAAACGCGCGGCAAACUUCCCGUGAAGUGGAUGGCUCCUGAGACCAUGACCUUCCGCAAGUUCUCGACCAUGUCCGAUGUGUGGGCUUUCGGCGUGACAGCCUGGGAAUGCUUCACUUACGGAACAACGCCGUACGGCAAGAUGGAAGGGCGCGACACGCUGGCUCACGUCGAGGCCGGUGGUCGUCUGCCCAUGCCAGAAAACUGUAUGCCCGAGCUCUACAACAUCAUGAUGAGUUGCUGGAACAGUCUCCCGGAAAUGCGACCCAGCUUCACGCAGCUCGUCAAAGCGCUGAAAAACUUUGAUGAUGGCACGACCAGCCGCGAAAUCGGUGCAAUGUUGUGAACGCCAUCCGCCUGCUGCUUGCCGAAAGAUUCGCAAGCACUUUACCG
Messenger RNA from Capsaspora owczarzaki ATCC 30864, 3966 nucleotides. Its product is annotated as tyrosine-protein kinase Src42A. Bases 47 to 3919 code for a protein of 1290 amino acids. Gene Ontology annotation, molecular function: protein binding; protein tyrosine kinase activity; ATP binding. Lineage: Eukaryota; Filasterea; Ministeriida; Capsasporidae. The transcript is spliced from 28 exons. Gene Ontology annotation, biological process: protein phosphorylation. The record is from RefSeq and is a predicted model, not a curated record.